AUGGGCGUUCUAUCUGUGACACUGGAUGAAUGGACAGAUGAAGAUAUUGAGGCCAUGGUUGAAGUUGGAGGAAAUAGUUUUGCAAAUUCAAUCUAUGAGGCUCACAUUCCCGAAGGAGUUUCUAAGCCUGGCCCGGAUGCUAGUAUUCAACAACGUACACAAUUUAUUAGGUCCAAGUAUGAGCUUCAAGAAUUCUUGAAACCAAAUUUGAAGAUCUCAUCAAAGAAUUCACAAGCCGACACUCUCCAAGGAAGUCCAUCCAAAAAGAUGAGUUUUCGUGCUCCAAGUUCAGGUUCAAAUGCAAUACAGAAACCUGUAACUAUUGGACAUGUGAAGAUCACAAUUCUCCAAGGUGCAAAUCUUGCGGUCCGUGAUAUGUUGUCAAGUGAUCCGUAUGUUGUUGUUUCAUUAGGAGAGCAGAAGGCCCAAACAACUAUACAGAAGAGUAAUUUGAAUCCAAUCUGGAACGAAGAGUUGAUGCUUUCCAUACCUGAGGAUUAUGGCCCUAUUAAGCUGCAAGUUUUUGAUUAUGAUACAUUCUCUGCUGAUGACAUAAUGGGGGAAGCAGAAAUCGACAUUCAACCAAUGCUAACAUCUGCAAUGGCAUACGGGGACGCUUCACAAUUUGGGGAUAUGCAGAUAGGCAAGUGGUUGCAAUCACAUGACAAUGCACUGCUAGAAGAUAGCACAGUGAAUAUAAUUGACGGUAAGGUAAAACAGGAAGUAUCACUUCAACUGCAGAAUGUAGAGUCUGGGAUAAUAUAUCUUGAAGUAGAGUGGAUACCCCUUUAACAAUAACAUUACCAAUUUGUGUGUAUAGCUCUUUUGUUAUUCUGA
Molecule: messenger RNA, 837 nt
Organism: Erigeron canadensis
Lineage: Eukaryota; Viridiplantae; Streptophyta; Magnoliopsida; Asterales; Asteraceae
Product: ADP-ribosylation factor GTPase-activating protein AGD12-like
Exons: 6
Coding region: 1-792 (263 amino acids)
Molecular function (GO): phospholipid binding; GTPase activator activity
Source: RefSeq, a predicted model, not a curated record